ACACCUGGGAACUCGGAAUUAUCUGCCUUCCGACUGGGAAAUCGAUUUGAACGGUCAUCCAACUCGGAAUUACAAAUCAUUCUAGAACUCCGACUUUCCGACCUGAAGAUCACAGAUUUGACCACUUAUUUUUCCGAGUUCCCAGUUGUUUUGAACCCGGCAUGAGUCUUGAACCUGGUCCAAACGCUCAUAUCCUUCCACGUACGGUGUUUGCGAAAGUAGUAGCCAGCCAGGAUCCAGUCCAAAACAACAUCAGAACUCGAGGCAUCUCACAGGUACAGCGUGCAGAAGAAUUGAGUUCCUUUUAAGUGACCUACCUUCAUUCACAUGCAACUGGCUUUUCUCUGAAUUUAAAGUUUGCACCAGUGGAAAAUCAACAAAAUAAUUCAAAUUAUUCCGCCUGUGGCUGCUGCAGAGAACCAGAUGUCGUAAACCAAGACUGAAGCCUACCACAUUUUGGGGCAUUUGACGCUGAACAUCUACAACUGAGAAACCAUGGGAAUCUGUCCUGCUGUGUCCAUGUUUUUCCGGAAGUGCAAGUAUAUGAUACUGUUGUUGCUCUCUGUCUCCGUCUUGGCUUGGUACGCCACUUUUGCCGGUGAAACAGUGAAAGCAAUUCAGGAAACCCUUUUACCAGAGCAAACGCUUGCUGAUAAUACUGAGGUCCUGAGUGGGGGAGAAGGAAACUUGUGGAGAUCAGUGAUACAGGUCUUCUCCAAUCCUCUCCCUGACACCUCACCACCAAAACAAAGCUGUCCUGAGAAAUCGCCACUGCUCCAGGGAGCCCUAAACCUCACAUUUGAGGACUCUCUAACGCUGAAGGAGGUGGAGAGUGAGAACAGUGGAGUGGCUGAGGGCCAAUACCAGCCUCCAGACUGCCUCGCCAAGCAGAGUGUGGCUAUCCUCAUUCCCCAUCGUAAGCGAGAGAAACACCUCCUUUACCUCCUGCAUCACCUGCACCCCUUCCUUCAGAGGCAGCAGCUGCACUACAGCAUCUACGUCAUCCACCAGGCUGGAGAGGUGACGUUUAACCGUGCCAAGCUACUUAAUGUUGGGUACUUGGAGGCACUCAAGGACUACGAUUGGGAUUGCUUCGUUUUUCAUGAUGUGGAUCUGGUUCCAGAGAACGACUACAACCUAUACAAGUGUGACCAACAGCCCAAACACUUAGUGGUCGGCAGGAACGCCACAGGGUACAAAUUGCGAUACAAAGGGUACUUUGGAGGGGUGACGGCCAUGAUGAAGGACCAGUUUCACAAAGUGAACGGCUUUUCAAACACUUACUGGGGAUGGGGUGGGGAGGAUGAUGACCUUCGCAUCAGGGUGGAGCUCCAGAAAAUGGAAAUUAUACGCCCCCCCCCUCUCAUAGCACGCUAUACCAUGGUAUUUCAUAAAAGAGAUAGCGGCAAUGAAAUCAAUAAAGACAGGAUGCGUUUGCUAGGACGGACACCUAAAGUCUGGAGAAAGGAUGGCCUUAACACCUGCUCCUACAGUACUCUAUCAGUUGAGAGGUCGCCUCUAUACAUUAAUGUCACCGUUGACAUUGGCGAACCAAUGCACUGAGGCUUCAGAGCACCUCUCUUCGUUUACCGCAGUGUGUACAGGAUUAUUGAUCUGGUAUGUCCAUGCCUACAUGUUACUUACCAGAGGGUCGCAAACAGAAGGUUAGUGGCAGUAGCUUUUGACCAUAAUUCAUGUGAUCUACUCAGUUUUCACUGUAAACCAUUCCAAGCAGGGCAUGUAAAAUUGCUAGGUACACAUAAUGUAAGUCUGGAAGCCCUAUACAGUCAAACCUGGUGACCAGGUUCUAGGGGUGAGAGUAAGACCAAACUAUAUAUUUUUGUCUACAAGAUAGCAUUAUUUGAUUUGUCCUAGACUUAAAGGGGCAAUCUGCAAUUGCUACAUUCAUUUUUGGACUUAUAAAUUAAUGACAUUUAUCCAUUGAUUCUUGAAGAAUGUAACUUAUAAAUGCCUAAUGAGCUUAGUUCAACUGUUGUACCCCAUCAGAACCCAACAUAUAAGCUUAUUUUAUGCCAAUGUUUUUAAACAUUGUACAUGUAAAUAAACACUGUAUAGCCUCAAAACAUGCUUAAAACUAUAAUUUUGAUAUCUUGGACGGUCAGUACUUUGCUCUGCCGAUUUAAUUUGAAUGUUUUACAUUUCUCCAGGCCCGUCACUCAGCUUUUUGCCAAAACAGAGUCAGGUGUGGCGCUUUGUUAUUGUUUCAACUAAGGAUUUUCCCGCUAAGGUGUGUUGUUACUUGAUUGUUUCAACAAGUUAUAUGUAUUCGAAUAUAUGUAUUCGAAUAUAGUAUGUUGUCGUGUUUUUGAUUCUAAAGAAUCCUGGGUGUUAGACCUGGAUUUGGUCAUUUCUUAAAAUCUCUUGUUGUCAAAUGAGCUUCAUUUUAUACACUUAUCACAAGUUUGAUAUUUUGGAUCAACAUUUUGGAUAUGCUUAUUCAAGAUUUGUGAAGUAACUCAUACAGAUGUCAAAUGUGUAAUACUGUAUGAUACUUUCUGUUGCCUUAAAGCUGCAAUAUGUAACUUUUUGGGCGACUUGACCACAUUCAAAUAGAAAUGUGUGUUAUAGAUCUGUCAUUCGCAUUGAAAGCAAGUCUUAAGAAGCGGCAGAUCUGCUCUGUGUGCAAUUUGUAUGCUUCCUGUUCUUAAGUUUCGUUUUGUCUUUUACUUUUGGUUUUGUACACCAGCUGAAAUUACAAUAUUUUUGGUUAAGGAAAAUAUAUUUCAGUGGUUUAGAUGUACAAUGAUUCUCUACACUAUACUUUGAUUGCAUAAUUUCAGUUUGUGACAAAACAAAUUAUUAGAAUUUUUGCAAACAGGAAAUAGCGGAGUGAUUUCUUCAUAGUGCAUAUUUAAAUAAUACAUUUUUAAUAGAACCAGA
Salmo salar (Atlantic salmon) is the source of this 2901-nucleotide messenger RNA. It is a transcript of the gene b4galt4, whose product is annotated as beta-1,4-galactosyltransferase 4. Gene Ontology annotation, biological process: carbohydrate metabolic process. NCBI's taxonomy places the organism in Eukaryota, Metazoa, Chordata, Actinopteri, Salmoniformes, Salmonidae. The record is from RefSeq and is a predicted model, not a curated record. Gene Ontology annotation, cellular component: Golgi apparatus. Gene Ontology annotation, molecular function: galactosyltransferase activity.